Molecule: messenger RNA, 8805 nt
Organism: Dermacentor andersoni
Lineage: Eukaryota; Metazoa; Arthropoda; Arachnida; Ixodida; Ixodidae
Gene: iPLA2-VIA
Product: calcium-independent phospholipase A2 VIA
Biological process (GO): positive regulation of ceramide biosynthetic process; lipid metabolic process
Cellular component (GO): mitochondrion
Molecular function (GO): long-chain fatty acyl-CoA hydrolase activity; protein binding
Source: RefSeq, a predicted model, not a curated record
CCGCUGUGGGAGACGUCGCAACGCUACUUCGCCCCCUUUCGCGCAUCGUCUGCAUAAACUCGUUUGUUUUGGUCGCUGUGGGACGUAUUGUUUCAUCACUGCAUGCCCAUAGAGAACGUCAUUUGUGUGUGUGGCGAUCGCUGAUGAUCUCGAAGUCGCUCGCUGUGUUCGUGUUCGGCAACUCCGGUCGCUGUGCGCGUUGACCAAGCUUGCAGCAAGAGCUCGCCACCGCUGCGAAACGGUUCAAUCUUCGUCGAGCGUCACGAUUUUACACAUGUAGCAGGCGUAGUGUUGUAUUCGCCUGUGCCGUACACCGUGUUUCAUCCCGCAGCGCGGCUUUAUUUUGCCCAGAAUGUGGCCGAAUGCUUUAAUACGGGGAUAUUUCUGCCUUACAGAUAUCAAUCCGGCACUAGGCAUGGCCUUCCUGCGUGGAUUUCUGGACAACCUGAGGUCCAAUCGCAUGGAGCCAGAGCCUAACAAGGUGCUGGAAGUGAAACCAGACGAGUAUGCCCUCUGCAACAUCCUUGCCCGUGAAGACUCGCUGGUGGUCUACCAGUACCCGCCCAGCACGCCCGUUACCGAGGAUUCAGUCUCGUAUGAUGUGGUGCUUCACAAAGACAUCACACGUUCCCCUCACGCAGCUUUCAGCCUUCUGCGUACCAAGGACCAAGUGGCGGCCGAGAUGUGCUUCAUGCUGCUUAAGGACAAGCUGCCCCUGAUGCUGGAGUGUGUGCCUGACCUGCUCACCAAGGAGCUGGUGCAGGAGGUGGUGCAACUGGUGCGCUCCAACCCCACCUGGAACCUGGCCCACCUGGCUGCCCACCUUGGACUCGUCGACUGCUUCAAGAACACUCGGGUGGCCGCGCAAAUAUCAGAGCCUGCCCAGGACACCAUGGCCACACCCCUCCACGUAGCAGUGCGUGCCCAGAAGCUCAACUCUGUCCAAGCUCUCAUGGCCAUGGAUGCUCCACUCCAUCUGACCGACCACAAUGGUGACACCAUCUACCAUGCUGCGGCUGUCACCACCAAGGAGCUCAUCAAGGCACUGGGCUCCAGGCCUGCCCCAGUUGCUGUCAUCAACCAGGUCAACAAUGAUGGCUACACCCCUCUCCAGCUGGCAUGUCUCACAGACAAGCCAGAGUGUGUCCGCGAGCUACUUAAAGAGGGAGCAGAUGUGAACUCUGCGUCUGUUAACCUGGCCGAUCGAAACAACAGCACCUGCCUAGGAAGAGACAACGUUGAGCAGAAUGUGCACAACUUCCAGAUUGAGGACAUGAAGCAUGGUGGCACUCCACUCCACUGGGCCAAAACCACACAGUGCCUGGAGACCAUGAUCGACCUUGGCUGUGAUCUGGAUGCCAAGAACUUCCAGGGGAACACUGCCUUGCACAUCAUGGUUGCCAGAGGUCGGCUAAGCUGCGUCAUCAGCCUGCUCAGCCAUGGUGCCAAUGUCAACGCCAUCGGGAGUGAUGGUGACUCGCCUCUGCAUGUAGCCGUGAGGGUGGCGGUCCCCAACCAUGAAAACUGGUCUAUAUUUCUCGAGCAGGUCGUUAAGGGCAACAAGAAGGCUCGUCAAAAGGCCGAGCCUCCUAAGAGCGACGUGUCACUGAUACACGCACUGAUCGUGUUUGGGGCGGACGUGAACCAGCGGAAUCAGAAGGGCGAGACGGCACGACACCUAGCAUCUGUGUCAAAACUGGGCAAAAGGGAUGCUGUGCUGUACACGCUGCAUGCAGUUGGGGCACAGCGUUGCGAGCAAGAUCGCAGCUGCUGUGAUGGCUGCAACCCCACGGGCACCUUCGACGGUGCCCCGCCCGACAAGCCAGACUUCCUGCGGACAGCUCGCUUGUACGACGAGUUGAUGGGAGCGUCAAUUGUGCGAGAGGCGGUGCAGCGACGACUGCAGGAACGGCGUGAGGGACGACCACAGCCGCGCAGUCGCGUGCUAUGUCUAGACGGAGGUGGCAUCCGUGGCCUCAUCAUCAUCCAGAUGCUGGUUGCUCUGGAGGCCAUCAUUGGGCAGCCAAUCCUGGACUGCUUUGACUGGGUGGCCGGCACCAGCACGGGAGGAGUCCUGGCACUUCUGUUGGCACGGGGCAAAACACCCCGUCAGUGCCUUCAGCUCUACUUUAGCCUUAAAGAUAAGGUGUUCACGGGUACACGACCGCAUGAUGCCGACUCUUUAGAAAAAUUUCUCCAGCGUGAGCUGGGCGAGGACACCGUGAUGACAGACAUCAAGCACCCCAAGUUGAUGAUCACUGGCGUGCUUGCGGACCGACAUCCGGCAGCGCUGCACCUCUUCCGCAACUAUGAUUCACCAAAGAAGAUCCUUGGAGUUGCAGAGGACGAGUCUGAGUUUCCGUCAUGCACGCCGCCAAAUGAGCAGCUGGUGUGGCGAGCGGCACGAGCGUCGGGGGCAGCGCCCACCUAUUUCCGGCCAUUUGGGCGCUUUCUCGACGGUGGGCUCAUCUCCAACAACCCGACCUUGGACGCCAUGACGGAAAUCUGCGAGUACAACGAGGCCCUCAAGGCGACGGGCCAGGCGAACAAGGUGCGACCCUUGGGUGUCAUCGUGUCGCUGGGCACUGGCAAAGUACCUGUGGUGCCAGUGACGGUCAUUGACAUGCUCCACAUGGGCACAGGCAUCCUGGGUGCUGCCAAGAUGGCCUUCGGAGCUAAGGCACUCGGACAGCUCAUCAUCGACCAGGCCACACAAGCCAAUGGCCGGCUCGUUGACCGGGCACAGGCCUGGUGCCACACAAUCAACGUGCCCUACUUCCGCCUCAACGCCCCCAUAUCCGCGGAUGUGUGCCUCAAUGAGACCGACAACAAACUGCUUGUUCGGGUGCUCUGGGAGACUCUAGUCUACAUGCGAGCUCGUCGCGCCGAACUCGAUGAACUCGCUGAGCUUCUUCGGCCCUGAGCGACUUGGGGCAAUGGAUGCUCAAAAUCCUGUUCCAUCACAUGAUGCCACCACCUCUGGCCCUAGGCCAGCCACCUGACACGGCUUGUGCAGAUCAGAAGGGGUAGUGUGAUGCUUCUGGCCUUUCCAUCCUGAGCAUCACCGAUAUGUGGCUGCUAAGCAGUCAGCUAAGGCUGGGUGCCACUUGGGCUGUUGUUUCAAAUUAUGUCGAUUUAUUGUUUGUUAUAUAAUUAUAUAGAAGGAUUAACAAAUUCUUCAUUUAUUUUCCCGUGGUGUAAUAGGCACGUAGUCAGAAACAAUAUUUUUUUUUUCUAAAUCAACCACUCAGUUCUAUGUAUACUGAAAGGCCUUGCCUGUAUUUAUGUUUGCUCUCAAGUGUCCUUGAUGGCCACAUGUAAAAUUCUACAGAAUUCCAUGUCCGAGUGCUUGUUUACAGAAUGCUCUCAGAUUUUCGUAAUUUAUGUACCCCAUACAAUUUUUUAAAACUUGCGCAUUUAAAGCUUGCGCACCCUCUAUGUGCUAGUGAAUUUUGCAUAUGAGUUGACAUGUAGCUUGAAUUUGCUAUCACUGUUCAGUACAGUUGAAGGUUCUUGGGACUAGCAUCUUUUAAUGUGCCUCAGUAGACUAAACAGAUUCUUUGCAUUAUUUAUUUACAAAAAUAAAACCAGGUUUGAUGCAGUAAGCCUGCUGUGAAGUUGCUUAUUGCAUUGUCUUCUUCUUUGUACCUCAUGGCUAACUCCGGCCAAAAAUCCGAUUUGCAUAAAAAGUGCACAUCUGCAAAUAUUGCUGGGCAAAGGAUUUGCUGUGCAAAGCAUGUGCUGUCUGCAACAAUUUGCUGUCAGUGUUGAAUGAAAAAAAAGCACAGAUUCAAUCUACUUUAGCGCACUCAAUACUCUCAAGCUGUGACGAGCUAAUGUUCUAGAUUGCUAUAUGACUGCCUUAUGUGAUUUGCAUUCUAUCUAGCAGUACAGAACCAGCAUUGAGCUUCUGUUGCUACUGUGGGUGUGUUUCAAGCUAAGUAGUUGCCAUGCCAUGAGGUUUGACAACUCCUGCAAGCUGCUGUAAUGAUAAGGUUGGAUGUGAUGGCGUGAGUGUUCAGAUGAACACAGUUGGAGGAGGAUUCAGACUUUUUUUUUAUUUCAAGAAACUUUUUAUGAUAUAGCAAAGUCCCUCCACACACAUUAGAACCGAGCUUAUGUUUUUCAACGCAUGCCUUUGUUUCAGCAUGAAAAGUCUUUAACUGAGACAAGGUGGAAAGCUUGCCAUUCUUGUUUGUCUGGCGGGCUUGUGCAGACAGCUGAGCGUGUCUUAUUUUCAUAAAGUUGCGUAAAGUAGGCUUACAAAUUGUGAAAGCAUAGAAUUUUUUAAAAGUUAGAACAUUGUGCAACUACAUAAGCCACAUUUCCCACCUUAUCUCAGCUAAGAUCUUUCUUGUGCUGAAACAAAGGCACAAACUUAAAAAAUGUGGUUCCGAUUUGUGGAGGGAUUUUCUAUGUCACAUAAAAAUUUUGUUGAAAUAAAAAAAUAACCGGAACCCCCUCCAACUGUCCUUACUUGAACACACCCAGUGGACACUGCGCCUGAGAUGCAAUCAGCCAUGGGAGCUUUCUGAGCUUUGACUAGUUGUUAUACAUGUGGAGUGAGAAUGACUUGCAUCACAUUGCAACACAUUUGUUCCAGAAUCACGAAAUAUGGUGACUUGCGCCUCACGCCGAGUACACCACAGAUCAGACAUGGCUCACUGCCUUGUUUCACUUCGGAUAUUAUCAUGACCAGAUGCAAGCACUUCAACUAGAGUGCAAGGCGUCAGAUUGGCACAAGAAGUUAGUGACAGUAAACAACUCGGAGUGCUCAUUCAUUUUCUGCAAUGCAGGAACAAGGAACAAGCAGUUCGCAUCUAGUGAGUGAACUUUGGCCAUUGCUUAAGAUCUUGCAUACCAAGUUUCCGCGACAUUGUGAUGGCUGCUAGAAAGAAGUAAGGUAGCUAGCUGGCGAGUUGGUACAACUGCAUCUUCGCUUACAGCGCCGACGAACCAACAAGGACAAAGAAGAAAGGCGUAACAUGAGCGCCGACUCACGAUGCUGACUCAUGACUCUUUGUCCUCCCUGAUUCGUUCACGUUGUAAGUAAGUAAACAAAUUAGAAAGAAAACAAGUGCUGUACAAAACUGCCUUUCAGUAUUUUAUGCAUUUUAACAGCGUGGUCAGUAUAGUGUGCCCCACCAGUGCUGCUACGUAGAUGUAAGCAAAUUUUUUUUUACUGUGCUGCUAUUCUUGCCAUUCAGAGCGCACCCAUGUGACUACAGGGCACGCAUUGUUAGUUGCCUAAGCACAAACUGCACACCGUUACGACACCUCUUUCUAAAAUUGUGAAAAAUUCUGCCUUAGUUACUACUGUAUAACAACUUUCGACAAAUGGUCCUUGUACAUGCUGCCACUUGUGUAUGCCGAUUACAUAUAUGCUGCUAGGUCCAUCUUCACUUAGCUUGUUUGGUAUUCAUACCUCACGGACACUAGCGAGGUGUGUUUUUCUUGGAUAGCUCCGUCUGCUGACUCUCAAAUUUGCAGUUUUUCUUAUGUGAGCAGUGUCUGGCUGCCAGGCCUGCUAGGACUUUUAUUUUUACCUGGCAGUGUCUUGGAAGCACUGUGAGAGAUGGCAGCAUGUGUGCUCAGGUUUAGCGGAACUGCAACAUGCGCAACCAACUUGUGGGAGUAUUGACACAAACAUGAAAUCCUUAUGCAGUGUGGUUCCUCUGUAACAUGGUUGGUUAUCUCCAACAAAACAGUAAUGGCUAACGCUGCUCAAAACAUACAUAGUUUCGAAAGGCUGUGUGGCUACCACGGAUUCCAGCAGAUAUGGCAAGAACAGUUGUUGAAAUAUAAAUGCAUGUUCUUACAUAUGACUGUCCUUAUCUGUCUCCCAUCUGCCAGAGUCCGUGACAGCAAGAAGCUCAUGUCAAACUUCAGGCACCCUGCAACAUUGACAUCGUAUUGAACUUAUUCUGUGGUUCAGUCGAAGCCCACGAUGUUAGCAGGGAUUGCCAUCAUCACUGAUUGAGAUGUAUGCGUGCCUGUCAUUCUGCCCUUUCACUUUCCAUGUGGUGCUCCCUUCGAUUUACUGCACCAUGUGCGCCACCAGUAUCAGUGGAGAGCAUGAGGCUACAAAGGAGAUGCAUGAUUUUGGCAAGGUUGAAGGAUGGGCCUAGACACACAAACCACAAACAGUAGUGUAGGUAGUGACAUCUUGUGACAGUGUGAUCAAUUUUAACACAUUGGACACAUUACUGACCGGACUCUGAAUAAAAAAAAAAAGGCUACCCUUGAGACAGUUAUAACACUGCCAGCAUGUUUACACGAUCAGACGAGCAAAAUGACGGUCAUUUUAACAAGAUCAAUAAAAGCUUAAUAAAAGCAUCACAAGCUUAAUAAAACAGCGCGAGAGAAACCAAAGCAUGCGACAAGGGCUCUUUCUAUAUAUUUUUUGCACUAUCGUACUGAUGUACAACUUGUAUUAACUAAGCAGUAUUUUAUUUCAAGUUUCUGUUGUCAUUCUUGUCGUUAAUUACGUGGUCACUUUUCACGAACAUGCAUAAACCAUCUCCUGGGCAACAAAAAGCCCGUAUUUCCAGACCACACUUCAUUUCUUUCGCGUAAAAACCACAAUGUGCACAAAAGUUGAGAAAACACUUUGGUUGAACACAGCUUCAAGUGAUAGUAAUGCUUAUGUGGAAGUCUACACCUUUUUGUACUUCAGUACACACCUAUGCUAUGCUAAGUGUUUUUCGCAUAUAGUAUAUGGGAUAUUUUGCCAUUCAGGGUAUGAUCAGUUUGUGAAUUGUUGCGUCAUUGUUUGAGGCACUUUUAUAAAUUAUUAAUCCAGUACAUUGAAUGUGGUUGACUACACCCAGAAUUGUUACAUUUCAGACUGUUGAGAACAGAAAGAAAAAAAAAUUAACUUGCAUGAUGACGGCGAUGACACUGCAAUGACACGGCACAGCAUGUGUGACCAGCAGACGAAUUCUGCAUCUUGCACACCAUUAGUGCAUAUCGCCGAUUUACAGCUAAACACGACCACCAGUUGUGUUUGCAUCAACAUAGGUUUAGGCUAGCUACAUCCUGGUGAAUGUGGAACUUAUUUUGAAUCAAAGCCGGGUCGGUCACAAUGAUAAUCAUAGCUUUGGAGCAAGCAGGAACCUGUGAUUAUUCUGUCCACUGUUACUCGUAAAAGGGCGAGAGAUAGAUUCAGUGUCAGUAGUCCUUUGAAAGCUGUCCACAUUUAAAGGUGCUGUUCAGCAUGCUACAAUGAAGAACACUUGUACAGUUUUACCUUAAUUUUGAUGCCUCUUCUUACAUAUUUAUCAAGCACAUCGUGCUGCAUCUGCGUGUAGGACUGCAUUCGCACAGGUUAUCUAGCGGGCAGCUUGUCUUCACAAUUUAAUGAACUGUGUUGAGAGAUCACUCUUUGAUAGGAAGUGCCAUUACCUUGCAAGCGGAGCAUUUUUGCCAUUAAGAGGGUGGCAAGCAGGGAGCUUCUGCAAGCUCUAAGCAUGUGUGGCUAUUACAUUUGCCAAGCUGAGGGGGGGUGUCUUAAGCACCCUAUGUACUUGCAGGUGUGCUGGACUGCUUGCACUUGCGAUGCAUGGAAUGACCUACAUAUCCAUCGAAAAAAUUUACCUACCUUGAAAUGUAAGGGACCUCUUAUGCGCCAUAUAAAGCUUCUGUAACUUCAGCACAAUGGACUUCUAGCUAGCCUGUCCUCAAGCUUUGCAUUACUUCUGCUUUGGCUGGUGUGAUUGACAGACGCAGGGUCAUCAUGCAUGUAUAAUAGUGCAUGCAAGGCAUUUUCAUACGGUAAGAAAGACUUUACAUGUUCUAGUGUUACCAUGGCUCACUUCAUCUAAAGCAAUGGCCUCUUGCAUAAACAGCGCUGUGGCAGCGCUGUUUAGAUUGUGCCUCUUUACCUCACAUUGCUAUGCAGAUUGAGUGAACAUUUUGAUCAUGCAAUUAGUGUGCUGAAAUCUUGCGUAUGUAAUGUUGGCAAUUCAGAACAUACUAGUUAGCAAGGCUUUCAUGGGAACAUGUAAACGUCCGUGUGCUGCUAACACAUGGAAAUCUUGGUUGAAAUUUUCAGCUGUGAAUACAACUGUACUGUGAUAUGUGCUGCAGUGGCUUUUCAUCUGCUGGUGCUUAACUACAGAUGUUUUACAGCUGCAAAAUAUUUGUGGCCUAGCUUGAGCUGCAUGUUACUUUGUUAAUUUCAAGUUUCACACAAGCCUGUCUGUUAUUCCAUUGUAUGCACGUCCACACUUUGACCAUUUUUCUGGAUUCAUGCAUAGUUUUAUUCAUAUCAGGCACGUACAUAAAACCUAUAACACACACAAAGCAGUCGUGCAACAAUGAGUGUCUGCAAAUGCAACAAGAGUUGCUAGGCAUGUUUGCAAAGUGCAUAAUGUUGCAAAAGACACUGCACAGCAAAAUAAAGGUUUUGCUUACAAGAUAUACAGAGAGAGCAGAUUUGUUGGCUCCAUGAUAUGCUCGUUUAGAAAAAAUGUAGUUUACACAUUAAUGCAAUUUGUAAUGAAUACUUCAGAAAUGGCCAGGGUGGCGUGUGUUGUGAACAUUCUCUGCAUUUAUAUAAACAACCACGUGUGAUUAUAAGAUCAUAUUUUGUUAUAAACAGUGCUUUCUACACGCAGAAAGCAUGAUUUCAGUUGCUUUCGGUGUUGUGUUCAAUUCCUGUUUCGUUUACAAAAUGUUAUAUGUAGGUUGUGUGUGCAACCAUUGUUAUGGCUUUUAUGUUGUUUUUGUUUUUAUUUUAGUUGUAUUGUGUACCUUACAGCCACAGAAUUCUAGCCAAUAAAAACUAAGUGCUUUCACGUAUAA